UCAUUUCCACCUCAACUCGUUUUCUCGCCAACUUUUCUCAAGAAACAAACAAAGUAAAGAAAUUUUCUCUACUCUUUCUUUCAUCUUUCGAAAUGGCUCGUACCAAGCAGACUGCUCGCAAGUCGACCGGAGGCAAGGCCCCAAGGAAGCAGCUGGCAACCAAGGCCGCCAGGAAGUCGGCGCCGGCCACCGGUGGUGUGAAGAAGCCUCAUCGCUUCAGGCCCGGAACCGUGGCUCUGAGAGAGAUCAGGAAGUAUCAGAAGAGCACUGAGCUUCUGAUCAGGAAGUUGCCUUUCCAGAGGCUUGUGAGGGAGAUCGCUCAGGACUUCAAGACUGACCUUCGCUUCCAGAGCAGCGCCGUCUCGGCUCUUCAGGAGGCGGCCGAGGCCUACUUGGUCGGACUCUUCGAGGACACCAACCUCUGCGCCAUUCACGCCAAGAGGGUCACCAUCAUGCCCAAAGAUAUUCAGCUUGCUCGAAGAAUCAGGGGCGAGAGAGCUUAAGAUGUUGAGAUAACCCAGAAAAUGUAAACCUUUUGUUUGUAUUUCUGUCAUGGAAGUUUAGAUCUAGGCUGCAUUUCUUUUCUGUAACCCGUUUUGGGCAAUAGUUGUUCAUAUCUUUUAAGAAUCUAAUGGCUAUUUCUGGUUUUCAA
This is a messenger RNA of Humulus lupulus (European hop), 652 nucleotides long. Its product is annotated as histone H3.2. Bases 93 to 503 code for a protein of 136 amino acids. Gene Ontology annotation, molecular function: DNA binding; protein heterodimerization activity; structural constituent of chromatin. The record is from RefSeq and is a predicted model, not a curated record. Gene Ontology annotation, cellular component: nucleosome. NCBI's taxonomy places the organism in Eukaryota, Viridiplantae, Streptophyta, Magnoliopsida, Rosales, Cannabaceae. The transcript has a single exon.